Messenger RNA from Paracoccidioides brasiliensis Pb18, 462 nucleotides. RefSeq lists its product as uncharacterized. The coding region runs from base 1 to 462 and encodes 153 amino acids. The transcript has 3 exons. The record is from RefSeq and is a predicted model, not a curated record.
AUGUGUCGAAUAAGGCGAUGGAUAGAUAUCGUCAUAUUCUUUGACUCCGGACGUCGGGGAAAGCUGAGAAGGAGCCAAGAUCCCCGCGCAGUUGGAGACGGUGAGAUUGGGGAUUUAGCAUUUAGGUCCGACUAUAUAUCUGUCAUAGAUGAUAUGGAAAAUGGUAGAGGUCGAGAGACUUCGAGACUAUCAGACCAGAUAUCGGAAGUGCAAUUCCUGGGCCAAAUCAGCAUUGUACAAAAAUUUCUUUUACACAACGAUCAGCAGCAAGCUUCAGAAAUCGCCAUUGGGUGUCUGCGCAUCGCUACUAGUACACAGACGAAUAGGGUUAUCGGUCGGAAGAUUGGGAGACCUGGAAGCAGCGCCUCCAAUCUUCUCGUCGAUAAGAAGGAUGACAAAAACGAUAGAAGAAGGGAUACCAGAGCCUGGACGAUAAACGCAGCCAGAGGCUGCUGUCCAUAA